CGCGGUCACACUGGUCGUCGUGCGUGCUGAGCGCGAUAAGUAGAAAAACAAUUUUCUCUGCUUUGUUGUAGAAUAUAGUUAAUAUCAAUAUAAGUGCGCUGUUAUUUUGCGUGCGUACAUAUAUGGAAUCAAUGCGCCAUCGUUAGCAGGCAGCGCUGUCCAGCGAAAGUUGGAGAGUGAAAAUAAAUAUAGCGAAAUCAUAUUACGAAAAUGCAACAAAAUUAAAAAUAAUAAAGGAAAACUCGACAAACAGCUGCAAAAAAAAAAAACAACAACAACAAAAACAGACAAACAGCCGCCAGAGAAGCCAGAACUAGAUCAAACCCAAUUAAAUCAUCUUUAAUUCGUGCAGUGCAGUGCAGUGUGUGCUCUGGAAUAAUUCCGAACAGAGUGCAGUGCAAGUUUUUCGCGAGAACAUUUAAAAAUAGCCACCACUACCGCUGUCGCGAGGGCAGUUCCACCCCCGAUUCUGGGGAGGUGUAGGAGGAGGAUCACCACCAAUUUUUAACCCACCAGCAGAGCCAGCGCAGGAAACAACCCACCCUAUGGAUGACCCAUCAAUCAAGAAACGGUUAAUUGAUUUGUGCACCGACGAACAUGAUUACGAUGAAGUUCAGGAGCUGCCGGAAGAGACAAGCAUUCAGCAGCAGCAGCAGCAGCCCUCGGAGUCAUCAGCAAUUGCCACAACAAGCACCACGAACGGUGGUAGCAGCAGCAGCAGCAGCAGCACGACAGCGGGAAAGGGAACUGGAACUGGCACUGCCACUGGAACAGUUGUGCCAUCUGUGGCUGCGUCAACGCCAGCAGCAGCAGUUGUUGUUGCGGAUUCAGUGCCAGAGCUGCCAUCGCCCAAGCAAAAAUCUGUGAAGAAUUCCAAAAACAAACAGAAGCAGAAGCAGUUGGCGAACAAAUCAAAAAUACCCCGAUCCCCAUCGUUGGCAAGCAGCCUGAGCAGUCUGGCCAGCAGUUUCAGCAGCCACAGAGACAAAGGAUAAGGACAAAAGGACAAGGAUAAGGAUAAGGAUAGGGAGAGUCAGAGCAGUUCCGUGCCACCACAGACACCGCCAUUGCCAGCCGGCUAUCAGCAGGCGAAUAAACAGAGCCAAAUGAAUGGUGAAGCCCCUGCUGGUGGCGGCGCAGCACCAGCCCCAGCCACACCCACAACCCACAGUAAUAAUCAUAACAAUAAUAACGUAGGAAACAUGAGCGGGGAUACUCCGCUGCUUGGGCCUGCGGAUCGCAGUAGCCUCAACCUGGCGACACCCCAGACACCGACAACGGGCGAGGGCACAACGCCAGCGACGACGCCGACGACGCCCAGCUUGGCAAUACCAAAAAAUUUUCAGUAUUUAACCCUGACAGUGCGUAAGGAUGAGAAUGGAUACGGCAUGAAGGUUUCCGGCGACAAUCCAGUGUUUGUGGAGAGCGUUAAGCCUGACGGAGCAGCCCAAGUGGCUGGUCUCGUCGCUGGCGAUAUGAUACUGAAGGUGAACGGACAGGAAGUGCGCCUGGAGAAGCAUCCCACGGUCGUGAGCCUGAUUAAAGCUUCAACCAUUGUGGAGUUGGCCGUGAAGCGGCAGAAGAUGACGCGUCCAGCGUCCGUUGGUGUGGUGAGCACGCCCAUGACACCGAUUCUAUCGGGAAGAGAUCGCACAGCAUCCAUUACAGGACCACAGCCGGUUGACAGCAUUAAGCGUCGCGAGAUGGAAUCGUACAAGAUACAAACGCUGCAGAAGAUGCUGGAGCAGGAGAAGCUGAAUCUGGAGCGACUGAAGAGCGAUCAGAAUAAUCCCAGCUACAAGCUGUCGGAGGCAAAUAUACGCAAGCUGCGUGAGCAGCUCCAUCAAGUGGGAGCCGAGGAUGCACCAACAAUUAAACUCCAAGCAGCCGCGAGCAACAAGAACACCGCAUUACUAACGCCCAAUCAAAUCCAACACUUGUCUGCGUCCGCCACUCACAACAAUCCGCAUCAGCAUCAGCAAUUCCAUCAUCUCCACAGCCACAACAACUAUCAGCAUCAGCAGCAACAGCCACUGCCACAGCAGCCCCUCGCACACCACUCCUCACCCGCAUUCCUAUCCCUACUGCCGCGUUCUCUCUCGUCCCUGUCGCUGGGCACACGCAAGAACCGCAUCGACAAGGACUUUGUUGCCUCCUCGCCGUUCAACAAUACAGCGGACUUUCUGCAGCACCAGCGGAUGCAGCAGCAGCAGCACCAGGCCGAAGCCAUGUCCCAGUCAAUGCACCAGCAGACAUCCACACCGACGAUGCAGCAGCAGCAGCAGCAGCCGUUCUUCCAUCCGCACCUGCAACAGCUACAGCAGCAACAGCUGCAGCAGCAGCAUCGCUUCAAGGAGACACCCAAGUCAACUGCCGGCUCGAAGAGCAAGAACAAGUUCCUCAUCUCCAAGAGCCUGAUCGAGGAGGAUGUGCCGCCACCUUUGCCGCAGCGCAACCCGCCCAGGCAGCUGAAUCUCGACCUGAAGAACGGCAAUGCAUCACCACAGAGCGGGCAUCUCACGGCGCCCGUCUCCGAUCUGGACAGAGCCACCAGUCCGCUGCUGAACAGAUCGCAGUUGGGCGGCAGCAACAGCAACGACAACAGUCCCAGCAGCAAUGCCAGCAAGUCUAAGCGCUCGAAGAUCAAGACCAAGGCACUGUCCGACCCAAAGAUGUCCACGCAAAUGUUUCUGCAAAUGGAGUCGGCGUGUGCCACGGGUGGAGCUGCCGGUGGGUCGCUCGAAGUGGAUGGUGGACCACCGCCAUUGCCACCGCGACUGCCGGGCAUGAUGUCGGAGGAUAUGAGCCGUGGCAGCUGCCAGAAUCUGGCUCAGCCCAACUCCCUAAACAGCGCGUUCAACUACCCGCUGGUGUCCACGUGCACGGCCGUGCAGAGCGACAACCUGAAGGCGGCCUUUCCGCUCUCCCAGCGGCCGAAUAUUGUGCAGCAACUGCAGCAGCAUCAGCAGCAGCAGCAGUUAAGCAGUGGCCAGGCCACAGCCGCUCUGGGACAGACACCGAAUUUGGGCAAGAAGAAGCAUCGACGCGUUGGCUCCUCACCGGACAACAUGCAUCCACGGCAUCCAGAUCGCCUAACGAAAACCACUUCCGGCUCGUGGGAGAUUGUGGAGAAGGAUGGAGAAGUGACACCGCCAGGCACACCGCCGCCACCGUAUUUGACCAGCUCGCAGAUGACAUUGCCCGAGGAUCCGAACGAACAGUGCAGGGGAGCUGCGGGAAGUGGCGGUGCAGGAAUAUUCAUUGAAUCGCAUCACUAUACGCCAAUGGCAGGCGCUUCGUCACCGAUACCGACGUCCCUACAUUCCAGCCAUUCGAUACAGGCCGCACAGUCGAACGACACGCAGAAGGAGAUCAUCUCCAUGGAGGAUGAGAACUCGUCCGACCAGGAGGGACCCUUCAUUGACGAGAACGGACCGUUCAACAAUCUCACGCGGCUGCUCGAGGCGGAGAAUGUCACCUUUCUGGCGGUGUUCCUCAACUAUGUGCUGUCGAACUCGGAGCCGGCGCCGCUGCUGUUCUACCUGAUAACGGAGCUCUACAAGGAGGGCACCUCGAAGGAUAUGCGCAAGUGGGCGUACGAGAUACACUCGACAUUCCUUGUGCCGCGCGCACCGCUCUCGUGGUACCGCCAGGACGAGUCGCUGGCCCGGGAAGUGGACAAUGUGCUGCAGCUGGAGUUUGACAAGGUGGAGAUCCUACGCACAGUCUUCCUGCGCAGCCGCAAGCGUGCGAAAGAUCUGAUCAGCGAGCAGCUGCGAGAGUUUCAACAAAAGCGCACCGCCGGCCUGGGCACCAUCUACGGUCCGACGGAUGAGAAGCUGGCCGAGGCGAAGACCGACAAGCAGCGAGAGCAAAUCAUUGACAAGUAUUUAAUGCCCAAUCUUCAGUUGUUAACCAGCGAGGACUUUGAGAAGGAUUCUCCCACAGAGGAUGUGCGCAAGCUGGCUCUCUGUUCGGCUCUAUCAACGGUCAUCUAUCGCAUUUUCAAUACACGUCCCCAUCCGAAUAGUAUUGUGGAGCGUGUGCAUCACUUUGUCAGCAGGGACAAGAGCUUCAAGUCACGCAUAAUGGGUAAAAAUCGAAAGAUGAAUGUUCGUGGUCAUGCAUUGAUAUUGCGUCAAUACUAUGAAGUGACUCACUGCAAUCAUUGUCAAACAAUUAUCUGGGGCGUCAGUCCCCAAGGAUAUCAUUGUACAGACUGCAAACUGAACAUACAUCGUCAGUGUUCGAAAGUGCUGGAGGAAAGCUGUCCCGGCCCAUUGCCGCAGGCCAAGCGUGUUGCCCAUAAUGAUAAGAUUAGUAAAUUUAUGGGCAAGAUUCGGCCACGUACCAGCGAUGUAGUUGGAAAUGAAAAACGCAGUCGGCAGGACGAAGACUUGGACAUUGACAUGACGCCAGAGCGCGGUCAGUCGUCGAUUGUGCGACAGCCUUCGGAUCGUCGACCGGAUGCGAAUAUAUCGAUGCGUUCGAAUGGGAAUGCCUCCUGCAACACCUCGGCACUGAACAGCACUGAUCUGCAGAGUUCGUUUCAUGGCAGCAGCGCCAAUGAUAGUAUUAACCCAAGCGGCGCAAGCUGCCCCAUGGAUCUGUCCACGAGCGUGGCAUCGACGGCUCCAUCGAGCAGUGGCUCUGUCUCUGCCGGACUGAGUGCCUUUGCCGAGCUGAAUGCCCCAGAUGCAGUGGAUAAGGAUGCGCGUAGGGAACGUUACACCCAAAAUCCGCAGCACAAGAGCGCGCCAGUGUCCGUGAAUCGCUCGGAGUCGUAUAAGGAGCGCCUGUCCAACAAAAGGAACCGCAACAGUCGCCGCAAGACCUCUGAUCCAAGUUUAUCGUCACGUCCCAACGAUGAACAACUGGAUUUGGGUCUUUCGAAUGCCAACUAUGUGGCCAGUUCGAAUUCUAGUCUCUCUUCAGCUGGCAACUCUGAAAGUCCCAGCACAUCGAUGGAACACUUUGCUGCCAGUGCUGGUGCAGCAGGUGGUGGGCCCGCCAGUGUGGGACAAGGACAAGGAGCACCUGUCAUGUCAAGAGAAUUGAGCCUGAAUCAGCAUCCAUAUUUACUCAGACAACAGCAUGCGCAGCAGCACUGUCAGCAGGACUCGUUUCAGGCCAGCGUAGCGCCUGGUGGUGGCAGCAUUCCGUCCAGCAAUUCGAGCUUUUGGAAUUCGGGCCACCCAUUGCCACGGCAGUGGAACCUCGAGAGCGAUGACGAGGAGGAUCUCAAUGAGGCCGAUUGGAGUUCAAUGGUGGCAGCCGAGAUGCUGGCAGCACUCACCGAUGCCGAAAAGAAGCGUCAAGAAAUUAUCAAUGAAAUUUAUCAAACGGAACGCAAUCAUGUGCGCACACUCAAGCUGCUCGAUCGCCUGUUCUUCCUGCCGCUCCAUGAGAGUGGAAUGCUUUCGCAGGAUCAUCUGUUGCUGCUCUUCCCACCGGCGCUGCUGUCGCUGCGCGAGAUACACGGCGCCUUUGAGCAGCAGCUGAAGCAGCGACGUAUCGAGCACAAUCACGUGGUGAAUCACAUUGGAGACCUGCUAGCGGACAUGUUCGUUGGCCAGUCCGGGGAUGUGCUGUGCGAGUAUGCGGCACAGUUUUGUGCGCGGCAGCAAAUCGCCCUGGAGGGGCUCAAGGAGAAGCGCAACAAGGACGAGCAGUUGCAGAAGUUCCUGCGAAAGUCCGAGUCGCACAAGGCCUGUCGUCGGCUGGAGCUGAAGGACUUGCUGCCGACUGUACUGCAGCGUCUGACCAAGUAUCCAUUGCUGUUUGAGAAUCUGCACAAGGUCACGGUUCGGGUAUUGCCCGAGAAUACCGACGAAGCGGAGGCCAUACAGCGUGCCGUUGAAUCCUCAAAGAGGAUACUCGUUGAAGUGAAUCAGGCCGUAAAGACAGCCGAGGAUGCUCACAAAUUACAAAACAUUCAGCGCAAAUUAGACAGAUCCUCCUAUGACAAGGAGGAGUUUAAGAAACUGGACUUGACGCAACAUCGCCUCAUCCACGACGGCAAUCUGACAAUGAAGAAGAACCCCAGCACACAGCUGCACGGCUUGCUCUUUGAAAACAUGAUCGUGUUGCUCACCAAACAGGAUGACAAAUAUUCGCUUAAGAAUCUGCACACACCUUUGGUGGUCAACAACAAGCCGGUUAGCCCCAUCAUGAGCAUUGAUGCGGAGACGCUGGUGCGCCAGGAGGCGGCCGACAAGAACUCCUUUUUCCUCAUCAAAACAAAGACAUCACAAAUGCUGGAACUGCGCGCGCCCAGCAGUUCCGAGUGCAAGACUUGGUUCAAGCACAUUUCGGAUGCGGCAGCACAGCACUCGAAGCAUCGACCGAAGAACGCAGCCAAUAGCCAUGACACGAGCAUCGGCAGUGAUCCGGCAGUCGCCAGCAUACCGCAUUCCAGCACCAAGGAGUCGCUGGAGCUGGCUGCCGAGUGCCCGCAGCCAAUGGCCGCCAUUGCGACUGUGACAACGACACCUUUGGCGCCAUUGCUGCCAAUAGCCACAGUCACGCCCGCACCAGCAACAAGCAGCAGCGGCACAGCUGGCGUACAGCUGCGGAAUGCUCAACGGGAGUCCAGCGACGGCGACUAUGUCAAUACGCCCAAACAGCAGCAGCAGCAGCGUCUUAGCCAGAAUGAAGUCAGCCGCUCCAUGUCGAUACGCAGCAGUGGCGAUGGUGCUGGCAAUGGUGGAUCAACCGACCAGAACGACGUCACUCUGCGCCACUCACAGUCUGUGAGGGAGACAGCCAGGCAGGCGGAGUCGGCCGGCGAGGAGCGCAACUCGAGCUACGGGCUGGUGGGAGGCCACUCCAAGCGCGACAGCGCCAGCAUUGUCUGCUCGAACAACUCGAACAACACGCGAACAUUGCUGAUGCAGAGUCCGCUGGUGGAGCCGACGGCCAUACAGAUCAGCAUCAGUCCAGCACAUACCGCCGAGCCGGUGCUGACGUCCGGCGAGCGACUGCGACGCUUGGACGCCUCCAUCAGAGGCAAUUUGCUGGAGAAGCAAAAGAUCAUUUGUGAUAUCUUCCGUUUGCCAGUCGAGCACUUCAAUGAGAUUGUCGACAUUGCCAUGAUGCCGGAGGCACCCAAAGACAGUGCGGAUAUUGCAUUGGCCGCCUACGACCAGGUCCAGAUCCUCACCAAGAUGCUGAACGAGUAUAUGCACGUGACGCCGGAGCAGGAAGUGUCCGCCGUUUCGACUGUGGUCUGUGGCCACUGUCACGAGAAGGAGAAGCUGCGCAAAAAGACGACACUGGCUGCCACGCUGUCGUCUUCGUCUGCGUCACCACCUCCGCUGCCGCCACCGAAUAGACAACAUGCACAGGCGCAGGCACAAAUACCCAUGUCCAGGCUGAUGCCCAAACUGCAGACACUCGAUCUUGAGGAUGUGGCCAUACACGAGGAUGAUGACGGUUACUGUGAGAUUGAUGAACUGCGUCUGCCAGUAGUGCCCGCCAGGCCACUGAACGCACCCACAACGCCAUUGGCUCCAUUCAGAGCAGCUCCACCAGCGCCAGCACCAGCCACAGUCGCAGUCGCAGUCACAACUGAGAGCAGCAACAAGCGACAGAGCAGCCAAAGCACGGAUGGUGGUACGGAGGAGAAACAACAAACAGAUGCAGAGGCCAAGAAGGACACUGACAGUCCUGCGGCAGCUAGCGACACGGAGCCAGCACUGGAGGAUAAGCCACAAAAUACACAAGAACAAACGGAACAGCAGGCAACAGCAACCACGGAAAAGGCAGAGAAAACUGAGCAAAAGCUUGAUGUCCCAGUCCCUUCCACAUCUGUAGAUUCAAGUCAAAGCAGCGAGGAAACAGCAGCAGCAGCAGUGCCAGACAAGGAGCCGCCAGCCAGCGAGGAGCAAUCUCUGCAGCAUGUGACGGUUUCUAUGGUCGACAGCUCGACCCAGACCAGCGACACACCAACUGAAGCAGCUCCAGCUGCGUCUGCUGGUUCCUGUGGGCCGAAUCGCAUACAGCAUGCCAGUGUGCUGGAGCCCAGCGUGCCCUGCCAUGCACUCAGCAGCAUUGUGACAGUACUAAAUGAGCAAAUCUCCAUGCUAUUGCCAAAAAUUAAUGAGCGCGACGUGGAGCGGGAGCGUUUGCGCAAGGAGAAUCAACACCUGCGCGAGCUUCUGAGUGCGUUGCAUGAACGCCAGCGAGUUGAUGAUGUUAAGGAAACUCCUUUUGAUAUUUCAAAGCUGAUGCGUGCUGAGGAAGUGGAGUUUGAUGAUGACAUUGAUGGCAUGUCCAAUAGUUCGCUGACGCCGACACCCACACCAAUACCGACAGCCAUCAGCAGCAGUCUCAGUGGCAGUGGCAGCAGCAGCCAAACACUGACAGCGGAGGCCACGCAGCUGCAUGCAGCCGAUGCGCAUGAGGAUGAGGAAUAGGAAGCUUGUUCAGUUUUUUUUUGUUGUAUAAAAUACAUAAAUAUAUUUGUUCUUGUUUUGCCCACAGCCUACCCAAUUGAAUUGGGCGGCGUUGAAUGUUUUACGAGCAUGCCUUUUACUACUGUUAAUAUUUGUAGCUCCAUUUUGUUUUCUUAAAUAUUCUACUCUACUUUAUAUUCCAGCAGAUUCAACGUAACACACACUUCGAGUUAAGCCUAACAAAUUGUCCUCCUAAAACUAAUUAAACACAUAAACAUAUACAUACUAUAUAUUAUAUACCAUAUACAUAUAUAUAUAUAUGCAUAUAUUUACCUACUUAAAUAAUAUGAUGAUGAUAUUUGCUAAAUACACAAUGUUUGAUACAUUUAUAAAGAACAAUCAA
Drosophila subobscura is the source of this 8799-nucleotide messenger RNA. RefSeq lists its product as uncharacterized. Gene Ontology annotation, biological process: G protein-coupled receptor signaling pathway. NCBI's taxonomy places the organism in Eukaryota, Metazoa, Arthropoda, Insecta, Diptera, Drosophilidae. The coding region runs from base 1107 to 8417 and encodes 2436 amino acids. Gene Ontology annotation, molecular function: G protein-coupled receptor binding; guanyl-nucleotide exchange factor activity. The record is from RefSeq and is a predicted model, not a curated record. Gene Ontology annotation, cellular component: cytoplasm. The transcript is spliced from 24 exons.